Molecule: messenger RNA, 615 nt
Organism: Fulmarus glacialis (Northern fulmar)
Lineage: Eukaryota; Metazoa; Chordata; Aves; Procellariiformes; Procellariidae
Product: collagen alpha-1(IX) chain-like
Exons: 3
Source: RefSeq, a predicted model, not a curated record
AUGGACAGCGUCUUCUCUUGCCUUAUGAAACAGGAAGGGGUCGCCCUAAGUAAGCCCGUUCCCUGGCAUAAGGCAUUCAAGGCUUCUGAGGAAGGGGUGGGGAGAACAAAUACACAACAAUUGUACUGUAUUUUGAUCCUACACAGCGCCAUAUAUUCCAACGGAUUGCCCGAUGAAUAUUCCUUUCUAACUACUUUUCGGAUGGCUGGGGCCACGCUUCAGAAAUACUGGACUAUUUGGCAGAUUCAGGAUUCUUCAGGAAAAGAACAAGUUGGAGUGAAUCUUAAUGGUCAAAUGAAAAGUGUUGAGUUUUCUUAUAAAGGAGUGGAUGGAAGUCUCCAAACUGCGUCAUUUUUGCACUUGCCUUUCUUGUUUGACUCCCAAUGGCACAAGCUCAUGAUAAGUGUGGAAGCAAACAGUGUCACACUUUUCAUUGACUGUAUUAAAAUAGAAUCCUUAAACAUAAAACCAAAAGGGAAAAUCAGCAUUGAUGGCUUUGCUGUGCUUGGAAAACUUAAAAAUAAUCCUGAAAUUUCAGUUCCGUUCGAAAUCCAGUGGAUGGUGAUACACUGCGACCCCCUGCGACCCCAGCGCGAAGGCUGCGGCGAGCUGCCG